GAUAUAGAAAAGUUACGUUUGACACGAAGAAAUCGCAUGAGUGGUUUUUGGUACGUCUCUGCUAAUUACAGCUAAGGAAUCAGAAGAAAUAAAACCGCAAAAUCGACAAGCUUAAAUUUGAAGUCCUUGCAGCGAACAGAACCCAUCUCAAGGUAAGAUCACGAGAACACAGAGGGGGGGUUUUACCACGAAGAAGAGGAGAUUCCAUGUCGGGUAUUUCGACAAGAUCUCCAUUGUUGGAAACUGAAGUUCGAGAUGUUACGACUAGGAGGAGAUGGGUUCGAGAGCUUGUCGAUGUCGGAGAAGCGAAGAGACAGAUCGUGUUCUCUCUGCCGAUGAUGCUCAUCAAUGUCUCGUACUAUUGCUUCCCUCUGGUCUCUGUCAUGUUCGCCGGACACCUCGGCCAGCUCGAGCUCGCCGGAGCAACUCUCGCUAAUUCUUGGGCCACCGUCACCGGUUUCGCUUUCAUGACCGGGUUAAGUGGUGGACUCGAGACGCUUUGUGGACAAGGUUAUGGUGCUAAGACUUACAGAAUGUUGGGUAUUCAUCUGCAAUCAUCUUGCAUCGUAUCCUUCUUAUUCUCCAUCAUCAUCUCUGUCUUCUGGAUCUUCACGGAAUCAGUUCUGAAAUUUCUUCGACAAGAUCCUCUUAUCUCACGACAAGCUGCCCUCUACAUGAAGUACCAAGUUCCGGGUUUGCUUGCUUAUGGGUUCUUACAGAACAUACUGAGGUUUUUUCAGACACAGUCUGUUGUGAAGCCAUUGAUCUUCUUCUCGUUGGUUCCUUUACUGAUUCAUAUUGGAAUUGUGUAUGUCCUGGUUCACAUGGCUGCUCUUGGAUUCGAAGGAGCUUCCUUGGCCUCGUCGAUUUCGUUCUGGAUAUCGUUCCUUUUGCUCGGAAUCUAUCUGAUCUGUUCAGACAAGUUUAAGGAUACAUGGAAUGGAUUUUCCUUAGAGUCGUUCAAUUAUGUACUUGUAAACCUGAAACUGAGCAUCUCUUCUGCGGCUAUGAUAUGUUUGGAAUAUUGGGCAUUCGAGAUUCUCGUGUUCUUGGCAGGACUGAUGCCGAAUCCUGAGAUCACCACAUCUUUGGUUGCGAUGUGCGUGAAUACAGAAGCGAUUGCCUACAUGUUCACAUAUGGCCUUAGUGCAGCUGCAAGCACACGGGUUUCUAAUGAGUUGGGAGCAGGAAAUUCAGAGGGAGCAAAGAAGGCCAUGUUUGUGACGAUUAAGCUCUCUGUUCUUCUUGCUCUUUGUGUGGUGCUUGCUGUCUUUUUCGGGCAUAAUGCUUGGUCUGGAUUAUUCAGCAACAACCCGAAAAUCGCCAAGGAGUUUGCUACUAUGGCACCGUUUCUCGCGGCUUCCAUAACUCUGGAUUCCAUCCAAGGUGUCCUGUCAGGAGUGGCUAGAGGUUGCGGAUGGCAGCAUUUAGGCAUGUUUGCAAAUUUGGGUACGUUUUACUUCAUUGGAACUCCACUGGCAGUUCUCUUCAGUUUCGGAUUGAAACUGUAUGCUAAGGGCUUGUGGAUGGGAUUGGUAUGCGGGAUGGUCUGUCAAUCUGCAUCUCUCUUGCUCAUUGCAUUAUGCAGAAAGUGGACUAAAUUGGAAUCAUAUGUGCCAAGAAAUAAGGAACCUUCUUCAGAUUCUGCUUAGUUAUGUAUUGUUAGUACCAAUGAAGCAUGAAAUAUAAAAAAGAAAGAAAGAAGAGAAAGAGGAUCAGACUGUGGAUGAUCUACAUCAUGAAGCAUCGAUCUCUCUUUACUAUUUGAUUCUUUAGAUUGUUUGAGAUUGAUUCUAGUAAGAAGAACCACCAUCUCCCCAUCUCCUUUGCCUGUUUCUCUGUCUCAGGCAAAAAAAAUGGAAAACAAAGAUCUUGUUUUCAGAACCAGAA
Tarenaya hassleriana is the source of this 1890-nucleotide messenger RNA. Its product is annotated as protein DETOXIFICATION 18-like. The transcript is spliced from 7 exons. Gene Ontology annotation, biological process: xenobiotic detoxification by transmembrane export across the plasma membrane. The record is from RefSeq and is a predicted model, not a curated record. NCBI's taxonomy places the organism in Eukaryota, Viridiplantae, Streptophyta, Magnoliopsida, Brassicales, Cleomaceae. Gene Ontology annotation, cellular component: membrane. The coding region runs from base 207 to 1652 and encodes 481 amino acids. Gene Ontology annotation, molecular function: antiporter activity; xenobiotic transmembrane transporter activity.